Molecule: messenger RNA, 4313 nt
Organism: Pseudopipra pipra
Lineage: Eukaryota; Metazoa; Chordata; Aves; Passeriformes; Pipridae
Gene: TAS1R3
Product: taste 1 receptor member 3
Exons: 6
Coding region: 16-2535 (839 amino acids)
Biological process (GO): sensory perception of umami taste; sensory perception of sweet taste; G protein-coupled receptor signaling pathway
Cellular component (GO): plasma membrane
Molecular function (GO): G protein-coupled receptor activity; sweet taste receptor activity
Source: RefSeq, a predicted model, not a curated record
CCCAAACAGCCAAAAAUGGUCCCUGAGCUGCUGCUUUGCCUGGGUUUGGGUUGUGCAGGAGCCCUCAGCCCCACGUGCCUGUCAGCUCAGUUCAGGAGGCCCGGGGAUUAUAUCCUGGGAGGGCUCUUCCCGUUUGGGAAGGACACCCUGAACCUGUCGAUGCGCGUGGAGCCCACCCCGGUGGUGUGUGAGAGGUUGCACAUGGAUGGGCUGAUCUGGGCUCUGGGGAUGAAGUUCGCUGUCGAUGAGAUCAACAAUUCCACCUCCCUCCUGCCAGGGGUGACACUGGGCUAUGACAUCUAUGACAGCUGCUUUGAGCCCCUGGUGGCCCUGCAGGCCAGCCUGAUGUUCCUGACCCGGAAUGACACCACAGGCAUUGGAAUUCUGUGCGACUCCACCGACUGCCAGCCCCGCGUGACCGCCGUGAUCGGGCCCCACAAGUCGGAUCUCUCUCUGGUGACAGCCAAACUGUUCAGCACCUUCUUCAUCCCACAGGUGAGCUAUGCAGCCAGCAGUGAGAAGCUCAGCAACUCCGAGCUGUUCCCGUCCUUCUACCGCACCCUCCCCGGUGACAAGAACGUGGUGGAAGCUGUGGUCCAGCUCCUCAACAGGUUUGGGUGGAACUGGAUUGCCACUGUUGCAAGUGAUGAUGAGUAUGGCCAAGGAGCCCAGGAACUCUUCUUAAGCACAGCUGCAGGUAACAACAUCUGCAUUGCCUUCGAGGGCACAAUUCCUACAGACGUGACCGAGCCCAGUGACAAAAAACAACUGGAAGAUGUCAUUAACUUAAUUAAUAGGACCAAAGUCAACAUCGUUGUCCUUUUUGCCUAUAGUCUGUCAGCCCAGGCCCUGAUGGAACAAGCCAUCAAGAUGGGACUGAGCAAGAAAGUCUGGAUUGGCAGCCAAGCCUGGAUGCUGUCUGGCUUACCUACCUCCAUCUCAAAUAUUCAGAGCAUUGGGACAGUCUUAGGCUUUGUGACAAAAACAGGCACAGUCCCUGGCUUCCAGAAGUACGUUGCUGACCUCUUUACCUCUGUUCAGCAGGAUGAAUUUUGCCAGCAGUCCAGAGAACUCAACCGGCUCAUGAGCACCAACGUGCUGGACCUGGAGUGCCAGGAGUGUGACAACAUCUCCCUGGGGGACCUCUCCUUCCUGCUGAGCAUCACCCAGGUGCAGCCUGUGCACAUGGCUGUGUACAGCGUGGCCUAUGCUCUGCACAGAGCCCUGGGGUGCACCUCCAAAGCCUGUCCCAAAACACCCAUCAGAUCCUGGCAGCUGCUGUACUACAUGGACGCUCUCCCGUUCGAGGUGAACGGCCAGAGCUACAGGUUUGAUCAGUCCCACAGCACAAACACUGGCUACAAGCUCAUACUGUGGUCCUGGAAGAAUGGCAUCCUUACCUACCUGCCUGUAGGUGACUAUAAAGAGUCCCUGCACAUCGAGGAGCCUCAGAUCCAGUUUCACACUCCAGAUCAAAAGGCACCCACAUCAGAGUGCUUCAGGCACUGCAAACCAGGACAAAUCAGAAGGGUAAAAGGAUUCAACCUCUGCUGCUAUGACUGCACAGACUGCGCAGAAAACACCUUCUGGAACGGUCCAGACAGCUCCACCUGCACCCCCUGCCUGCAGCAGCAGUGGGCCCCUCCCCAGAGCACGCAGUGCUACGAGCGCAGCGAGAGGUUCCUCUUCUGGGACGAGCCCCUCACCAUUGCCCUGCUGGUCCUGAUGUCCAUCACCAUCCUCCUGACCUGCCUGACAGCUCUGCUCCUCCUGAGGAACCUGCAGACCCCCCUGGUGCAGGCUGCUGGGGCCGAGAGGAGCCUCUUUGCCCUGCUGUGCCUGGCGCUGCUGAGCCUCAGCUGCUGCCUCUACGUGGGGAAGCCCAGUGACACCCACUGUGCCAUGCAGGAGGUGGUCCACGCCCUGUGCCUCAACGGCUGCUUCUCCACCUUCUUCAUCAAGACCCUGGAGAUCACCCUGGUGACAGAGUUCCCCAGCUAUGCCCCCUCCCUGCUGCGCUGGGUGACCCACAGGAGGUCCUGGCUCCUCAUUGCCUUGUGCCUGCUCGUCCAGGGCUUGCUCUGCCUCUGCCACCUCUACCUGGGCCCUGCCUACCUGGCCCCUGACUACAAAUCCCAGCCCACCGAGGUGCUGCUGGUGUGCAGCACCAAGUCCUGGGCGGCCUUUGCCCUCCUGCACAGCCUCAAUGGCUGCCUGGCCCUCCUGUGCUUCCUGGGCACCUUCAUGGUGCAAACGCUGGGCAAGAAGUACAACCUUGCCAGGGGCAUCACCUUUGCCAUCCUCAUCUACUUCGUCGUCUGGAUCUUCUUUGUGGCCAUCUUUGCCACGCUGGGGACAGUCCUCAGGCCUGUCUCUCAGAUUGCCACCAUCCUGAUCAUCAGCCUGGGCAUCCUGGUGACCAACUACGCCCCCAAAUGCUACAUCAUCUUGUUCAAGCCCGAGAUGAACACGGUGGAUUGUUUCCAGAAUUCCAUCCAAGAGGAGCCAGAGGAGGACUCAGCAAACAAACAAUAAACCAGACCCACUCUCACCUUCUCCUCAGUAAAAGCUGGCUGUAUUUUAAUGAGAUAAUUCUGUUUAUGAGCACUCUCUGGCCCCGGGCACAACCACCAGCUGCGAAAGCACAGGGCUCUGCUCAACCAGCUAAAGCCAAAUGCUCCAGAGGAGCAGGUCCAUCCUCUCUGGAAUGGCCUGUUCCAUCCCCCACAAGCAGCCAAAAGCAGGUUCAGUUAAUCAACCAACCUCCAGUAGUGAUAUUUUAUAUGAAUUUCUCUCUCAGCUCUGGCAAUGUGAGCAGGAAGCCUCACCCAGAACACUUCCCUGUAAACACUGCUGCUGAUUUCCCCUUCUAAUUAACUAAAUAACUGCUCCAGAGGUAAAGCCAUGAAUCCUUUCCCAAGCCUUAGAAGAAUUUUCAAAUAUAUCCAACACCAGAGGAAUAAAAAGAACAUUCUGAUAAGUAAGAGCAGCUGUGUGCAGGAUAUAAAGAGCAUUACCCAUUCAAAUUGCAGCUCACUAAUUUGUGUUUCGUUCACAUGUGUUUGCAAAGGACAUGGAAAUCAGGCCCAGGCACAUGGAAAUGAGCAGUGUGCAGAUCACACCACCCCAAGCCAUGGCACAAAGUUCCUCCACCCCAAAAACCACACAAAGAUCACCAAAAACUCCACAUUGCUGCCAAACGGUACCAAGUCACAUCACCAAGAUCUUUUCUUUUCCCCACCUGCUUUAACAAGCAACUAUAUUACUCCUUUUUUUCCCUACAUUAAAGUUUUUCCAUUAUUGCCCUUUUAUUCCCUAUAUUAAAGUUUUUCCAUCUCUCCACUGGGUGCUGUUGCAAAUUAACUCAUCAGUUCAGCUCAAUUAAAGAACUGGAAAAUUAAUCUAAACCAGGAAAUAUUUUCAUUCUUUAAAAAAAAAAAAACAAACAACUUUUUGGUGCACUGCAAAGCUACUUGUCCUAGAUUUUUGUGAACACCUGCAUACAGAAAUACUCCUCUCAGUGUGAUUAAAAAUACCAAAACUCUGACCUGAAGCCUGAAGUCCUUGCUCCUGGAGCCUGCAGCAAGUCUUCAUGAGGAUGUUGUUGCACCUGAGCCUCUCAGUAUUCCUUGCUCCAGGGCUGUGAUUCCAUAGCAGAGAAGCCUUAAGUAGCUUUUGAUCAUCAUCAUUCCAGAAAUAGAGAAGGGAAAAAAAAAAUCCAUUUACCUCUAUUGGCAGCAGCCAGAAAGCCAACUCUGAUCCCAACCAGAGCCAUGACAGGCUGAGUUUUCUUUCAGGGGAGGGAGAGAGGGAGGGAAAAGCAGCUGAUGAGACUUUUCAGUCAGCUCCAGGCACCUGCAGACAACUCACCCUGGGUCAGCUGGGGCCCAUCAGGCCCUGCAGUGAAAGGCUGCAAGAGCACGUCCAAAAUUCUGAUCAUUCCAUAUUCACCUAAAUUUGGAGGAUUUAAUACUCACCUAAAUUCUGAUCAUUUGAUAUUCACCUCACUGGGAAAUGCUGGCUAAAAUGUGUGGUAUUUAAACAAUGUUUGACCCUCCCUUUGCUCUCUGAUCUCUGCCAGCUGGGAAGAGGGAAUCUGCCUCCUCAAGCUGGGGUUGUCCUUUGUAUAUGGAAUGAUUUAGGAUGGAAAAGGCUUUUAAAUCAUUUGAGUGCAACUGAACCCCUCAGACCCUGCAGGGAGCCUGGUGAUUCAUAAUAAACACCCCGUGGUUUAAUGCUUACCAGAGAGUAAAGUGGUAUCCUAAUGAUCCUACCUUGGAGAGUCCAGAAAUGGGGAAUAUUCCCAUGGAACA